UAAAAGAUAGACUUUAUUAAUAUGAAGUAAAAUGUAAAAUUUAGGUUAAUUGCAAGUCAUUUCCACCUAUUUACUUCAUCUUUUAUCUUAUCAUGGCUUUAACCAAUGUCAUGUGACUUUUUGAACGUGACCGAUUUGACAGUUCAGUUUGUUCCCCACAUAAAAGAUCCCAUUUCAGCAUGUGAAGUGAAGUCUAAUGAUUGCCAUUUCAAACUAGUUUAAUAUCAAUUAGAUUUCAAUCUUGAUCAUAUCAAAGUGGCCUUAAAAGUCAAUUCAAUCAAAUGGUAGAUAUCAACGUCGAUGGCAAAGUUGCCUUAAUAACUGGUGGUACUAGAGGGUUAGGCUACCAUAUUGCUGAAUCAUUUGUUUUAAACGGUGCCAGUCAAAUCAUUAUAACUUCAAGAAAGCAAGAUGCUUGCAAUAAGGCUAAAAGUGAACUUGAAUCUCUUGCUCAGAAAAAUGGUAAAACAGUUGAUGUUAUUGCUAUAGCUUGUAAUAUAGCUGAUGAAAAGGAUUUAGAAAGAUUCUUUUCUGAGAUUAGUUCUAAAAUUUCAAAAUUAGAUAUCUUAAUUGCUAAUGCUGGUGCAGCUUAUGGAGAAACAUUUUAUAAGCAUCCUAUAUCAGCCGUAAAGAAAGUUUUAGAUUUAAAUGUGGUUGGAGUUUUCCAUUGUGUCAAGUUAUUUGCUCCAUUACUUGAACAGUCGGGUAAUUAUCAAGAUCCAUCAAGAAUUGUCAUUGUCUCAUCGGUUGCUGCUUCAGUUGCUACUGAUUUCGGAGGUACGUAUGGUUAUUUAGCAUCUAAAGCUGCUGUUUCUCAUUUAGGUAAGAACUUUGCUUAUCAAUUUGGUCGUCGUAAUAUCAAUGUUAAUGUGAUUGCUCCUGGUAUUUUCCCUACUAAAAUGUCAAAAUCAUUGGUGACUAAUAAUAGCGAAGAAUUAACUAGUGGUAAUCCUCUUGGAAGGUAUGGGAAAAUGUCAGACAUACAAAAUUCUGUUCUUUUUCUUUGUUGUAAACAAUCAAACUAUAUCACUGGGAUUAGUUUACCUAUUGAUGGUGGAUUAUAUUUAGUAGGUACCCAAAGUUUAUCCAAAUUUUGAAUAUUUUUAUAUGUUUAU
Molecule: messenger RNA, 1115 nt
Organism: Scheffersomyces coipomensis
Lineage: Eukaryota; Fungi; Ascomycota; Pichiomycetes; Serinales; Debaryomycetaceae
Product: SDR family NAD(P)-dependent oxidoreductase
Exons: 1
Coding region: 282-1097 (271 amino acids)
Source: RefSeq, a predicted model, not a curated record